Neoarthrinium moseri is the source of this 1266-nucleotide messenger RNA. RefSeq lists its product as uncharacterized. Lineage: Eukaryota; Fungi; Ascomycota; Sordariomycetes; Amphisphaeriales; Apiosporaceae. The transcript has 6 exons. The coding region runs from base 1 to 1266 and encodes 421 amino acids. The record is from RefSeq and is a predicted model, not a curated record.
AUGACUGACUCCGCGGAGCCUUUGGGGGCCGCUCCGCCGCCCCCUGGAGUGGUACCGGAUUUCGAUAAUCCCGCCGAUGCCGGAUUUUUGGCAGAUCGCGCCGGUCUCCUUACCUUCGCGUCUUUGGCCACUGUCUUCUUCAUACUGCGUUGCUAUGUCAAGAUAUUUAUCUCGCCGCGAAUGAUGGCGGAGGACUGGACAUUUAUGAUCGCAUGGGCAUCACUCAUUGCCUUCAUUUCGACAGUCCUUAUGAUGACGCACUAUGGCGACGGCCACCAUAUCUGGGAAAUUACAAAGGAGGAAUUCACUACGUUACGAAAAUGGCUCUACAUUCGCAGUCUAAUAUUUGGUCCGGCGUCUUACUUCACCAAAGUUACCCUGCUGCUCAUAAUCGCUCGAGUAUUCUCUGUCAGGGAACAGAUAUCCAGGGCUAUAUACAUUUACAUAUGGGUGCUAUUGAUCUGCUUCUUGCCAAUUCAGGUCAUGAAAACCGCAAUUUGCACUCCGAUUCGAGGCUUUUGGGACUCAUCUGUGCACAAUGCUCGCUGCUUGGACCAUCGCCAUCUCUUCGUGGCUGACAGAAGUCUUUCAAUCAUCACCGACAUCUUGAUUUUGGUCAUUCCUAUAGUCGUCACAUGGUCUAUGAACGUUCCAAUUCGAAAAAAGAUCAAGAUCGCAGUACUACUUGGCGCAGGUGGCAUCGCCACUGCUAUAAAUUGCUUUCAACUGUGGAAAGUUGUUCUAUACGCACGUUCCGAUGAUGCCACCUCGGAUAUGGUGGUACUGGAUCUGACCAUUACUGCUGAACUCACCAUUGGCCUAAUGUGCGCCUGUCUCCCACCGAUCAACCUCCUGUUGCAGAGACUCCGGUCGGCCAAAGCCGAUUGCAAUAUGCCACACCCUGAGAAACGGGCCCUAUGGAAACUGGGUAGACUUGAAAGAUCUCACAAAGGGGUCAGUAGUACAUGGGGCGACUCAGUCAUUACGCGCCGUGGGACAACAUACGAUGAUAUGUCGGACGUUGAUGUCGAGAUGGCCAUGUUGACUGGGAGACCUCUCACAGUUGCAUCCGCUGAUGCCUCUAAACACGGAUCCAAUAUGAAUCGUUCACUGAAUUCCCUGGAGGGCCGAACUGAAGGGUGGCUCUCAUCCGAUAUCCAGCGAGAAGAACUUACGCCGUCCGGCAUAUUGGUACCUGAUAGGAUCUGGGAUGGAUUGACGAUAGACCGGGUUGGGCCUCCAAGGAUAGUCUCAGAGCAUCAGUAG